Messenger RNA from Bombus terrestris (buff-tailed bumblebee), 7906 nucleotides. It is a transcript of the gene Ets65A, whose product is annotated as transcriptional regulator ERG homolog. Bases 1229 to 2281 code for a protein of 350 amino acids. The transcript has 6 exons. Gene Ontology annotation, biological process: cell differentiation; regulation of transcription by RNA polymerase II. Gene Ontology annotation, cellular component: nucleus. Gene Ontology annotation, molecular function: sequence-specific DNA binding; DNA-binding transcription factor activity, RNA polymerase II-specific. The record is from RefSeq and is a predicted model, not a curated record. Lineage: Eukaryota; Metazoa; Arthropoda; Insecta; Hymenoptera; Apidae.
AACCUGCCCGGAGUACCUUCUUCUUGAUAUCAGGUCCAGCCUCUUCACCAACCGAUAUCCGACAAUCCUGUGUCGCCACUGAUCAAUCCAGACGGCGCACGUGCCGUAUCCAUAGUGAUCCCGCCAAUCCUUUACGAAAUCUUCGAUCGAAAGAUCGACCGGUCUAUUGUUUACAUCAAAUACUUUAGUGAAAUUUUACAACGUUUUUCCAACGAUGAUUCGUCGCUCCCGUGCUUCUCUUAUCAAGUUCUGUCGUUGAAACACAGCGUCCUACAAAUGUACAAGAGAUUAGUGUGAUACUGAUUAGAGGUUAAGAAGAUAGAAACACAAGACAGUCGAAUGUGAGAAGAGUAUGGAGCUCUAGCUACGUCUACGUUUAGAGAAGAUUUAUACAUACCUAAUGUUUAUCGCCAUUAUUUUGGUGCGAAAGAUGUCAAACGAUUUGUAAAUCUGUGCCCUAGGACAAGUCUUACAUUAUUGUGGUCUGUUCGGGAACGAGCUCAAUAGUCAUACCAGAAACGUAACAUGCACUAUAUAUUAAUAGUAUGUGUGCAAUAACAUUAGUUAUAAUAGUAUACACAAAGUGUAUUCUAAUAUAAAAAUUUGUUUUUAACGAGAAGAUAUAGAUAUAUACAGACAAAUCAUACGAAUUUUCCUGACAUUAGUUAUUAUCUGAUAUUGAAAGUUCACUGGAUAAAACUCCAUGGGAUUAACUAGUGUUGUUAUUCCUAAAACGUAUAGUAUACAUAUGUAUAGAUAAUAUAUGUAUAAUAGGACUAUACGUAUGAUGAUAUAUACUGUUAUAAAAAUCUGUUUUCAACAAGGAGAUUUAUAGUAGAUGCAUAAUAUUAUAUGCAUAUAGAAGGAUCGUAUGAAUUUUCCUCAUAUCAAUUGCUAUUUAGUAUUGAGGAUUAACUGGAUGGGACGCGGAAACCGUAUACUUGCGGCCCGCCGGAGGUGCAUCGUGAUUAUGUGACAGUUUUGUGAACGUGAUUAAAUUGACCUCGAUACAUUGUGGACAUCCGUGCGGUGCGUUUAAUUCCGAACUGUGUUUUCGCUGCUUUCCACUCAAUUCAUCGUUUUCGAUGACACCUACGAAUUUAUAAAAGAAAAGAAAAAAACGAUGUUUCGUGUAAAACCUGAUUAGAUCUGGAAGAAAUCAUCGUUUCAAGUUGGAGGAAAAAGAAAGAGAUUAUAUCUUUUUCUUUUCUUAUCGAGAAGACGAUCGAUGGUCAGCGUGAACGGUGUGCAGCUCGCAUUUUAUCGUGGACAUCGUCGCAGUGACAGCAGGGGCUCUUUGGUGAUGUACGACAGCGCUAGCUGUUCGUACGCAGGUGCGCUCGAAUUAAAGGGAGCCUCCGGGGCCGGAGCCGCGGCCGCGGCCGCAGGAGUAACCGCGGCCGGUGUUAAGCAGGAGAAUUGGCCCUACCGUGGCCUGACCUGCGGUAGCACCUUCCAGAGGCUCAAGGAGAGCGUCGACAAAGCGAAACAGGCGCUCGCCGACCGCGGUGGAUAUCUAUCUGGUGCUUUCUCGCCGCCACCACGUGCCAAUCCAUCCGCCAUUUCACCAACCGCGUCUAUUACCGAUGCCAGCAGCUCGUACAAAGGAGGCUGGAGCCACGCCACGUCGCCAGCUCCUGGACAGGGAUACGGAAGCAGCUUAUCCAAGUCAGCACUGGACACGCACACCCACCUCAGGCAGCCUGAUCCCUAUCAAAUGUUCGGAGCGACGAGCAGUCGGCUCGCGAGCUCCGGUUCCGGUCAGAUUCAGCUCUGGCAAUUUUUACUCGAGCUACUGUCGGAUUCGAGCAACGCCGCGUGCAUUACGUGGGAAGGAACCAACGGCGAAUUUAAGUUGACUGACCCUGACGAGGUGGCGAGACGUUGGGGCGAAAGGAAGUCCAAGCCUAAUAUGAAUUAUGACAAAUUGUCGAGGGCUUUGAGGUACUACUACGACAAGAACAUCAUGACGAAGGUCCACGGGAAGAGGUACGCGUACAAGUUUGACUUCCAGGGCCUGGCGGCAGCGACGCAGCCCGCGGCUGCGGACCCAGCCGCGUAUAAAUACCAAAGCGAGUUGUUUAUGUCCGGUUACGGGCACGCAAAGUUGAACCUUAUGCCGCCACCGGCCGCCUCCGUGUCGGUCUCCGUUCCAGGCGGCCUUUUCCAAUCGGCCUCCAGCUACUGGUCCACGAGUCCGGGUGCCAACCUGUAUGCGGGACAUCACACGGCCUCUGGCCAUGUGCCGCCUCAUCUGGGCACCUAUCCGCACUACGCAUGACCCACCGCCGAGCACUGGGGCGCCCUGGGUACGCCACGUUAACAAGUUUCUACUCGAGGGAAUUUAACCGACCGCCGCCAUCGCGGUCUACGUGUGCCGUCGGUCCGUGGAUCCCGCAAAUAGACCACACCUUUUGCGAUUGCACUAUCCUGCUGUAGUGGUUGGUGAUGUCGUUCUAUCUGUCCUCUUGCAAUUCUUGUUUGUUUGAUAAAUAUUUAUAUCUUUCUUUGAUUCCAUUGAAUUCUUAAUUUUCUCAUUGUCUUUGCUUGACCAGAAAGUGGAUGAUGAAGUGAAUAGAAAAAUCUUAAAGUAUUAAUAAGAUAAAUAUUAAUUUUAUGAUUUUAUAUGACAUGUAGAUAAGACAUGUGCAACGUGCAUUAGUGAAUUGGAAAGGUAUGUAUAUGAAUAAUUAUGUUUCGGUAUCUGGGCAGAUAUCGCGUGUACAGAUAUUAGAGAAUAUUAUAUGCGUAUUAAUAUGUGCAUAAGAAUAUGUGUGUAUUUACAUAUUCAGAUAGUUUAAUUCGUGUAUGUUUUAAUACGUGAACGUUCUAGCAUCUAAUUUUCUUCUGUUUCUGCAUAUAUAAUAUCCUAAUAUAAUAUUCUAAUAUAUAUUUUAUCUUAACGCAUGUUAAUUAACAAAAUGACGCGAAUUAAACUACAAAUACGUUAAUACAUAUGGCGCAUAUAUAUUUAAAUAAACAUGGAAGGCAGACCUCUAUCGGAAAUUAGCUAUUUCAUAAUAACAAUAGAAUUUUUGCAUUGAAAAUUGGCAAUUUUCAUAGUAAAAUCAUGAGAAGAAAAUCAUGAUACAAAGUGAGAGUCGUUACAAUCUCGUAGAUUCCUUGAACACGUGUCAAGAAGCAUGUAAAACACUGUGUAUUAUAAUAUUGUCCCUUGCGUGACCACUGGACAAUGCAAAUAUUCAGUGACAUUCCCGCAAGACUGAAUGGUUUUGUUCGUGGAUUUGAUCCAUUCCUACUUGAGCGUGAUCGCUGUUCCCUGAAAAAUAGAACAACGUUGAAAUCUUUAUCUUUCGUUCUAAUCUUUCCUAAGUUUAUUGCUACUGAAAGAUAAAAUUAUAAUUUUACGCAAAACAAUGUUCGAAAGCUAUGAUUUUACUAUCAAAUAAAAUACUUGCUCGCGGUUUAAAUAAUCCACUGCAGUUGAUAUUUAAGUCAUGAAACUUUCCGUUUCAUCCGACAUCAAGGUGCACGUGGACAGAUUAAACGAUCAAACUAAUCAGCAAUAUCAUAGUCGCUGUCACGACCAGCCGAUCUGGUUCCUUAGCAGCAAACAGCGACCAAUUUAAAUUACUGACGCGAAACGGACGAUCACGCGAGACCACUCUGCCCCCAAAAGCUUUCGUUCACGACCGACGGUGCACUCGAAUUAUUGUAAGAACGUUGUACAUACAAUAUAAUGGAUUACGUAAGUACAGGGUACGUUCACAAGACGAUUCUCGUCAGUCGUUUUAUCUCGACGAUAUCCAGUACCAUCAUUGGCAGUAAAGUUUGUAUAAUACUAUGGAAAUAUAAUUUAUAUCUGAAUUACUCAAGUUUCAUUCCUAAACACAAAGAAUUUUCGUUUUCUACUAUCUAUCUAAUUUUGCUAAAAGUUAUUACGAAUAAAACAUCGUUCAAUUCCAUUGUAGAUUUUACGAGAAUUAGAAAAACAUUAGACCACUCAAAGUAUCCAUUACUUGAUAACUUACUGUUGUCAUUAUUUAAUAUUAUUUAAUAAAAUUUCCAAUUUAUUAGAAUUAUCAUUAUUUAGAAUAUAUAAUUGUGAAUUAAUAUCUGUGGAAAGAUUCUACGUUCUAUAUUCUAAAUAAUAGUAAUCGUUAGUAAUUUUUAUCAUUUGAAAUCUUAGUACGUAGUUAAUUUUCUAAUACUAAGAUCCAAAUAGGAGCUUUCCAAUGUAAUUCAAAUGAAUUGUAAUUUUUUCGCUCCAAACAUUGAAUUCUAGAAUCUUUGAUUGGUUUUCAACAAUCAUGCAUGAUAACGCCGCGAUGAACCGCGUGUCGAGAAUUAUCCUGUCCGAAAGGACGUCGCCUUGUACGCGAAUAACUAACCGGCGUUAACUUCCGCAGAGAAACGUCGGUGUUUCCGACUGGAUGGAAUCGAACAUGCGCAUUUUAACGAGGAAUAUCUCCGUACAGAUGCACGAUCGAGCAAUUUCGAGAACGGUUCGUCGAAUCAACGAUGAUGACAAUGAACCACAUGCGAGCAUCAUGAUGGUCGACGAUAAUCGAACAUCCAAAUAAGCUUGAUCGUUCUUAGUGAGAAAUGUUUACAUGUUCGAUUCGGGUCAAGAGCAAUGCGUGUAUUAUAAACUCUUUUAACUUAUUUGUUACAUAACGAAAAUGUAGAUAGAGGAACCGCAUGUCGUCGUUCAGAAGAAAAAUUCAUCGCGAGUUAUGUUGCUCGCGUUGUUGGCGCGGGUUCAAAGGACACGCCGCGUUCAUUCAGCUACCAAACACUAUACAUGUAUAUGUAUAAUAGAACUCCAUUUAUCUGAACUUCAUUUAGUCGAACGAGAUUAUAAUUAAAAUCUUCUUUGCUAUUUAAACGUGAAUUCUAAUUACUUAAGUGAGAAAAAAUAAGUUAGUAGAGAAUCAGUAAACUUCUAUCGCUUAUUGCAAUAAGAGAGAAAGAUCUAGGAUCUUAGGAGCCUACGGUUAAAUAGUCAACGAGAGUCUAAAAUUUUAUUUAAACGAUGUAGAUUUUAAAAUCAAUUUCAUCGAUAUAAACAUGAAGCUUGCUGGACAAAAGAUAUUCAAUGUCUUCCUUCUAUUUCAAUGGAAGACUCGUAUCUUUUGGAUCACAGAUCAAUAUUUUUAAAUAUUUCUUCACUGUCUUAGAUCAAACGACAUUUUCUACUCGUAGUGAUAAGUUAAUAAGUAGAGUAAACUCCUAAUCACUCUCAGGUUCAGAUAAAUAAAGUUCCAUCAUUACAAACUCUCCUUCUCGCGAUAUUUGUGCGAUCACAAUUUCACAACGAAGUACGACGCGCGUUUCAGUGCCGUGGAAAAGACUAAACCGCGAGCGACCAACGAAAUUUCUACGAGGAUCGUGUGCAACCGUGAAGUCUCAUUUCUAAUCCAGCCGGUGUAGUAGAUAUGUAUAGAAAUAUGUUUCUCUUGAUCCUAGGAUGACUCCUCUGAGAUUAUUUAUUUAUAAUGGUGAUAAUGGUAAUCACAAAUAUUUAUCAAAAUGAAUAUUUCCAAAAAAUAACAUUCUAAACAGACAUACGUCCACACAAUCCCUGUAAAAGUGAGAAGUUAAACGUUUUUCCAAGAUUUACAGAAUCAAUGCUUACGAACCAAGUACAUAACGGUUUACUCACAUAUAUUGAAAAUUCAUUUUCUCAAGGACAAGGAAUUAUUGAAAACCAAUAUUCCUAGCUUUUCCGGAGUUCAUUUUCCUCGAAAAUCUCUGCAUUACUAACGUCAAUGAUGACAUACAAUCGGUGUCGAUCUCAGAAGUGAUUCCAGAAUCGGCAUAACGUGUUGUUCUUUGCCACAAGCCAAAGCUAUUAGAGAAACCAUUAAACGAGCGACAAAUCUCGGGAGAACACAGCACAUCCAUCAAUCCAACGGAAGCUCGAGUCGCAAUUAUCGAAAUUGAUAAAGUACAACGUUGAGUCAUAUCAGAACCGAACGUACGAAAUCCCGAGCCGUGCUCACCACGUCGACUCUCACCGAUCAAUCGAGAGAUGCGGUCGCUCUAUCUAUGUACAAAAUAUAGGGGUAAGUCUCCAAGGUACGCAAAUCGUGGAUCCUUAGCCGACAAAACUAAUAAAACUGAAUAAAACGAAUAAGAUGAAUAAAUGAAAGAAAACAGGUACAACAAGGAAGGAAAAAAAAGACAAAAAUAAAUAAAAAAAGAUGGUUCCACGAAAGAGAAGAUCUGGCGGGCGGUGACUUACCCCUUACUGUGGAAAGGUGUACCUCUGUCGAAGAAGCGAGUAACUCCUUAAGUCGUAUACUGUAUCAUACCAUUCGUAAGACGUAAGCACCCAUAGAAUUACUCUAACGAUUUAGACGUAACCAAAACCUGUCGAGCGUUCCUCGGUUUCGACUAAGAGGAUCGUUCUCUCCGGGACGAGAAAACGACGCUCGCCCCGUCCUCUUCAUUUUUUCCAAAGAAACUAAAAUAAGAAAAAAAAAAAUAUAUAUAUAUAAAGUAACGAAAUGAAAUAAAACAAUGGGAAAGAGAAAAAAGAACAAAAAUAUUAAAAAGAAAGUGACUCCGUGGGACGCCGACGGGCCUCUAAUGUAGAUAGGGUGUUUUCAUGUGUAGCGUAGGCGUGUAGAGAACAUAGUCUUAGCGCGAGAAUGUACAUCAGAAUGUAUUUCGAUUGCAAUGUGUCCUCCUGUGUGACUCUAUUGUACGUGUACGUAUAUGUAUGUGUGUGCAUACCAUGCAUGUAUGCGUGGGAGAGAGAAAGAGAGAGAGAGAAAGAGAGAGGGUGAGACUGGAAAAAGGAAAAGAAGAUCGCGUACGAUACCACGGAUGAGUGAAGUAAGUAGUAGAAAGAGGAGUGGGCGUGAUUCGCACAAACUGGAACACUGGGAUGAUAAUAAUAACAAUGACGAUGGCGACGAUGACAAUGAUGGAUGAGAGAGGGCGAAGGGUGUUUGACACUAGCAUAGACCGCGUUAGGCUAGGUAGAUAAGCGACCCCUUCGAGAGGAGAAAAAAUGAGUUUCGUCAAGAAAGACAAAAAAAUAUCGUGUAAUACGGACCACGAUGUAGCAAGGUUGUGAAAAUUUGUCAAGAAUUUAAAUAAUUCUUAAUGUCAAUUCGAGGGAAGAGAAUUAAGAGAUAUAUCACACAUGGACCUGAAAUCUUAACCCAGAGCUAUAUGAAAAAAUGUUUAAUACAAAGCCAAGAUACUGUUUAAAGUACAUUAAAAUAAUAAUUUAUACUUCCACCAUAAUAAUUUAUACUUCUCUUUCUAGAUUAUCAAAAUAGUAAAAUAAUAAUUAGCUGGAAUACCGUUAAACCUGGUUCAUAUUACUCAAAUUACCUGAAUCCAAAUCACUUGAAUUGAAAUAAAUUAACUAAUCUGAACGGGGUUAUUAGUCCCGAGUCAUUUUCAUUUUAUUUUGCGUAAAUCUAAAAUAUGCAAUUAUACAAUCCUAAAUGGAUCCGUAGUCCUAGUAAAAAGAAGUCUCAUGUUGGAAGAUAAAGUGGAAGUAAACAAUAACCUCGAUAUCAAUUAUCUCGUAUAAUUAACUAUCUCCACUCAAAAUUGAAUAUUACUAAUAAAUAGCUUCAGCUUUCCAAGCUCUGCAAUUAUGCAAAGGUCCAUAAACAAAGUCAAAGUGGCAUUUCGUAUCUUCUCCUUAUAAGAUAUCAAUCAUUGCAGCUACUUGAUGAUCUUGAUUUACAACCUCGCCGUAUCAUGGCCCGUAGGUCGCGAGAAACAGUGGUAGCAGAAAGAUGGAAUCGUGGAACGGGACACAGAUGAAAGAAGAGCCGAAGCAGUGUAAGCAGAAGAAGAGCAGCAGGGGGGUGGGAAGGGGCGCUGUUGUUGUUCUUGUUGUCGUGCGCUUGUAUUAAAGUCGCCAUGUUCUAAUUAAACGUGCCGACGGGGUUGUAUCAGUCGUCGGCAAAAUCAA